AUGUCCAGACCUCGCAAACCCAUGAGCAGCGCACCACCCCGUGCUGGACCGUCCCGCACCAAGCCCCCUCCCGCUAAGCACCCUCUCGCCGACAUCAAACCCGUGAUCGAGGAUGUCCCAGUGGAUUACGGCGCGGAAUGGGCUGAACUCAUGAAAUCAUCCUACACCUCCAAAGACCUGGUGAAGGGCGUCAAGACGGUUCAAGACAAAUGGGAGCUGCUUCCUGCCUUUCUCCAGGUCAAAGGGCUCGUCAAACAACAUCUCGACUCGUUCAAUUAUUUUGUAAACGUUGACAUCAAGGCGAUCCUCGCGGCGAACAAUUUAGUCAUGUCGGAAGUGGACCACACGACGUUUAUCAAAUACACCGACAUUCGCGUGGGUCGACCUGAACGUCCUGACGGGCCAGCCGGGCUUUCGCGAUUGACACCGAUGGAGUGCCGUUUGACCGAUACGACGUACUCGGGUCGUAUUUACGUGGAUAUCGAAUAUACCCAAGAAAACAGUGUCAAACGACAACGCGGCGUCCCCAUUGGCUCCCUCCCCGUCAUGCUGAGAAGCGAUCUGUGCCAUCUUAAAGGGAAGAAUCAAAAGGAGCUUGCGAGGAUGGGAGAAUGUCCGAUGGACCCAGGCGGAUACUUUGUGGUCAAAGGCACGGAAAAGGUCAUCUUGGUGCAGGAACAGUUGAGCAAGAAUCGAAUUAUUGUCAUGACGGAUCCGAGAAAGGACACUGUCACUGCAGAGGUCACCUCAUCGACGCACGAUCGAGUCGUCAAGACGUACGUCACUACUAAGGCGAGACGACUUUAUCUCCGCCACAACUCGUUCAAGGAAAUCAUCCCCAUCGUCAUUGCUCUCAAGGCCAUGGGCAUAUCCUCGGAUAAGGAGAUUAUACAGCUCACCUGUGGGUCGAAUGAAAAGUUUCAAGAAGCUUUUGGCACGAGUCUGGAAGAGGCAGCCAAGCUGCAGGUGUUUACACGGCGGCAGGCACUCGAAUGGAUCGCUGCGAGGGUCUCACCGACACAGGAAAAGGAAGACAAGUAUCACAAGUUGACUCCGAUGAACGUUGCCAUGCAGGCAUUGGCGACCAUGGUCCUCGGUCAUGUCCCCGUGCGAGACCUCAACUUUCGACCAAAAAGCAUAUACCUUGCGACCAUGGCGAGACGAGUGUUGUCAGCCAUGAUCGAUGAGAGCAUGGUGGACGACAGGGAUUAUGUCGGAAACAAACGACUCGAACUUGCCGGCCAGCUCCUCUCGCUCCUCUUCGAAGACUCGUUCAAAACAUUCAACAGUGAGCUCAAGAAGCGGAUGGACAAGAUCUUGGAGAAAAAGUCUCGCGCCGGACCGUUCGACGCCAGUAGCUUGAUCCGGCAAGGUGGAGAUCCCAUCACCGCGGCGUUUGUCAGAUCCAUCUCGACGGGUAACUGGUCGCUCAAACGAUUCCACGUCGAACGGGCUGGAGUCACCCAUGUCCUCUCCCGACUCAGCUUUAUCGCCGCACUGGGAAUGAUGACGCGGAUAUCGUCGCAAUUUGAGAAGACUCGAAAGGUGUCUGGACCGCGAGCGCUGCAACCGAGUCAAUGGGGAAUGCUAUGUCCUUCGGAUACGCCGGAAGGCGAGGCUUGUGGCUUGGUCAAGAAUCUCGCGUUGAUGACACACAUCACGACGGAUGUGCCAGAGGAUCCGAUCAUCAAGAUUGCCUUCAUGCUUGGUGUUCAAGAUAUCUCCCUCGUGACGGGAGACGAGCUGUAUCGACCCGGCGUCCACCUCGUCCAAGUCAACGGAACCCUCAUCGGUGUCACGCGGAGGUCUAGACACUUUGUGAGGGCCUUUCGUAAGCUCCGUAGAGCGUCAAGGACAUCGGAAUUCGUUUCCAUCUACAUCAACCACCAUCAGCGGGUCAUCUACGUGGCCUCUGAUGGCGGUCGGAUCUGCCGACCAAUGAUCAUUGUCGAGAAGGGCCGAUCUCGCGUCACGCCCGAGCACAUGGCCCUCUUGCGUGCCGGCAAAGUCACGUUUGACCACUUUUUACGCUCUGGCCUGGUCGAAUACCUCGACGUCAAUGAGGAAAACGACUCGUACAUUGCCUGUUACGAGUCGGAAAUCACGGACGGCACGACCCACCUCGAAAUAGAACCCUUCACCAUCCUUGGCGCCGUCGCCGGUCUCAUCCCUUAUCCUCACCACAAUCAAUCCCCUCGAAACACGUAUCAAUGCGCCAUGGGCAAACAAGCCAUCGGUGCGAUCGCCUAUAAUCAACUCAAUCGUAUCGACACGCUGCUCUACCUCAUGACGUAUCCUCAACAGCCCAUGGUCAAGACCAAGACGAUCGAGCUCGUGGGCUAUGACAAAUUGCCGGCGGGUCAAAACGCCACCGUCGCCGUCAUGUCGUUUUCUGGUUAUGACAUUGAAGACGCCCUCAUUCUCAAUCAGGCGUCGGUGGACCGUGGUUUCGGUCGAUGUCACGUGUUGAAGAAGCAGACGAUUCCAUUGAGGACCUUUACGAACAACACGGCGGAGCGGACGGCGUAUCCAAAGCCGCCGCCCCGCCCAGAAAUGUACAAAUACGUGGACGAAGCGGACGGUAUCAUCGCCCCGGGUGCCAUCGUGGAGCAAGCUCACGUCUUGGUCCACCGUGAGACGCCCACUGAGACUCGGGGCAACCCAUCGGGCAUGUACAAGCCCACACCAAUCUCACACAAGCUGCCUGAGACCGCUGCGAUCGACAAGGUCAUGUUGACGGACGGCGAAGACGGUCCGUUGAUCAAGAUCCUCACCCGUCAGACGCGACGACCCGAGCUCGGCGACAAGUUUUCCUCUCGACAUGGGCAAAAGGGUGUCUGCGGUCUCAUCGUGCCACAACAGGACAUGCCAUUCAAUGAUCAGGGGAUUGUCCCGGAUAUCAUCAUGAACCCGCAUGGUUUCCCAUCUCGAAUGACGGUCGGCAAGAUGAUUGAGCUGUUAUCGGGCAAGGCUGGUGUGCUUGCAGGUCAGCUGCAAUACGGAACCGCCUUUGGUGGAUCGAAAGUCGUGGACAUGUCAAAGAUCCUCAUCGAUCACGGCUUUUCGUACGCUGGAAAGGACAUGCUCACCAGUGGUAUAACCGGACAGCCCUUGGAGGCGUACGUGUACUUUGGUCCGAUCUACUACCAAAAGCUCAAGCACAUGGUGCAAGACAAGAUGCACGCCCGACCCACCGGUCCAAGGGCGAGUCUGACGCGACAGCCAACGGAAGGUCGAUCAAAGGAUGGAGGGUUGCGUCUAGGAGAAAUGGAGCGGGACUGUCUCAUCGGCUACGGGGCCACCCAAUUGCUCCUCGAACGACUCAUGGUCUCCUCUGACGCAUUUGACACCCAAGUGUGUGAAAAAUGCGGUAUGCUGGCGUACAAGGGAUGGUGCAAGUCGUGUGGAUCUGGGAAUGCCAUUGCUAAUAUCACCAUCCCGUACGCCGCCAAGCUAUUGAUCCAAGAGCUCAUGGGGAUGAACAUUAUGCCGAAAUUGGUGCUCGAAGACACCGUCUGA
Molecule: messenger RNA, 3519 nt
Organism: Kockovaella imperatae
Lineage: Eukaryota; Fungi; Basidiomycota; Tremellomycetes; Tremellales; Cuniculitremaceae
Exons: 6
Coding region: 1-3519 (1172 amino acids)
Biological process (GO): DNA-templated transcription
Cellular component (GO): RNA polymerase III complex
Molecular function (GO): ribonucleoside binding; DNA binding; DNA-directed RNA polymerase activity
Source: RefSeq, a predicted model, not a curated record